Tarenaya hassleriana is the source of this 3060-nucleotide messenger RNA. RefSeq names its product pumilio homolog 6, chloroplastic. NCBI's taxonomy places the organism in Eukaryota, Viridiplantae, Streptophyta, Magnoliopsida, Brassicales, Cleomaceae. The record is from RefSeq and is a predicted model, not a curated record. The coding region runs from base 181 to 2874 and encodes 897 amino acids. Gene Ontology annotation, biological process: post-transcriptional regulation of gene expression. The transcript is spliced from 10 exons. Gene Ontology annotation, molecular function: mRNA binding. Gene Ontology annotation, cellular component: cytoplasm.
GUGGUCACUUUUAGAGCCAAUCCCUCUUGUCUCUCGUUGCUUUCUCUCUCCGGAGAGAAGUGAAUCUAGGGUUUGAAACAGUGAAUCUUUUGCUUCCACCAACAAAACCUGGUUCCUGGCACUAUAUAAAAUCUGGGCCCUUGCUUUAGAACAGUGUCUUGAACGCAAUUUCUUAGUGGCAUGGCAACCGAGAGUCCUGUCAGAAUGCCCGGAAGCAGUGGAAAAUGGCCAAAUUCUGGAAGGGGUGAUGUCCCUAACCGAAGUGGAAGUGCACCGCCGAGCAUCGAGGGCUCCUUUCUGGCUGUGGAUAAUCUCUUAUCACAACAUGGCUCAGAUUAUAACAUGAAACUGCCGGGUUUUCAUGGUUCUUUUCAAAACCGUGGAUUUGAGGAACCACUGACCAAUGACCCUUCCUUUUUAGCUUAUUACUCUUCGAAACUUCGCCUUAACCCUAGACUUUCUCCAUGGCUUGGGAACCAUGAAGGUAGAGUUAGAAGUAACUGGGGAUUAACUAAUGCUGAUAGUCCCAUUCAUACGUCUCAAGGCGCACUUUCUACUCACAAGGAAAUGGCCGAGGAAGAAAGCUGUCAACAGCAGUCUGUUCAUAGUGUUUCAGAUAGGACAAACGAGUUUGUCUCUGGAUCGGACAUGAUUCCUUGUCCGGGUGGCAGCCAUGGUUUGGCUGAUUCCAGGCAGGAUUCUGGUGGUCUGACCCCUCAGCAUAGUCGGUCUAACUCUUCAAAUUGCGAAAUGAGCACAGUGGGUGAGAAUGAUGAUCCUUCUGAGACAUCAAAUGAUGUCAAGUCCACCUUUGUUAAAGAGAAUGCUGCUGCAUCAUCUGAGGUGGAUUGCUCUACAUCAAAUGACAGUGGAAGCAAUCAUCCAAAGACAAGAGCUUCCUUUGGCGUUGAAAAGAAUCCCGAUGUUUCAAUGCUUGUGUCCAAAAUGAAGAAUGCAAAUAUGUCCAACACAUCUGAUCCUGAGAAUAAACAUUUUCGAGAACAAAAUCAGAUGCAUCGACAGCCAGACAAUGUAGCCUCGAUUCAAGGUGGUAUAACGGGUUCCCAUAGUGCAAAUGACGUGAUUGUUGGGAGUGGUCAGUUCCUUUACGGCCCCCCCUCUAAGUUCUCGGGUGACGGUCAACAUACGCUGCAAUCCUCGGGAUUUACACCCCCACUUUAUGCUACUGCCCCACCGGCUUAUAUUACACCAAAUCCUGUCUAUAACAUGCACUCAUCUGGCUUAUACGCUCCUCAGUAUGGUUUUGGGGCCUGCACUUUGACUCCAAAUAUAUUCCCACAGGUUUUCCCCGGGUACCCUCCUCAUGGCGCUGUCCCAUUUGUUGUCGGUCCAAAUUUCAUUCCUCAAUUAUCUGGUGCACCCGUUAUGGGAAAUGUUGUGCAUGGAGCCGAAAUGCAGUAUUCUGACAAGCUGUAUGGCCCAGCAGGGCAAUCUUCUUUCUUGGAUCCUUUUUACAUGAGAUACUAUCAACAGCCACUCGGACAGGCACAGGCCUACAGCAUGCCUGGCCAGAUGAACCUGCCGCCUCCUAGAGGCGUUGUUCCGGGGAGCCAGAAAAACGUUAUUGAGCCUCAGAAGGAUGAGCCAAAUGUUGUUCGGCAAAUAACUUCGCCAAGUGACCAGAACCUCGGUAAAACGGGAUUGAUGGGUCCUAGUAAUUAUGGAAUACUGUCGAAUACGGGCAUUGUGGUGCAUUAUCCCCCUUCUCAGCUUAGCUCUCCAGUUUCUCCGGGUUCUGCUCAGUUUGUAAAGACUUAUCCUGGAUGGCAACCUCAGAGGGGCGUGGAAGGUGGCAAUAGCCUACGAUUGUCCAAUUUUCUUGAAGAGCUGAAAUCUGGGAAUGGCAGGAGGUUUGAGUUAUCUGAUAUUGCUGGACACAUUGUGCAGUUCAGUGCCGAUCAACAUGGGAGCCGAUUCAUUCAGCAAAAGCUUGAAAAUUGUCGCCCGGAGGAAAAGGCAGCUGUUUUCAAGGAGGUUCUUCCUCACGCAUGCAACCUAAUGACUGAUGUUUUCGGAAAUUAUGUCAUUCAGAAGUUUUUCGAAUAUGGGAAUGCAGUACAGAGAAAAGAACUUGCAGAUCAACUCACAGGUCAGAUAUUGCCGUUAAGUCUGCAGAUGUAUGGUUGUCGUGUUAUACAAAAGGCUCUUGAUGUAAUUGAGCCCGAGCAAAAAAUUCGUUUGGUGCGUGAACUUGACGGGCACGUCAUGAGAUGCGUACGCGACCAAAACGGGAACCAUGUGAUCCAGAAAUGCAUUGAAAACAUCCCAACAGCCAAAAUCGGGUUUGUGAUUUGCGCAUUUCGUGGUCAUGUUGCAUCGCUCUCCAUGCAUCCUUACGGCUGUCGUGUCAUACAGAGGGUUCUCGAGCGCUGCACAGAUGAGCAUCACUGUCGGUUCAUUAUUGAGGAGAUACUGGAAUCGGUCUGUUCCCUUGCGAAGGACCAGUAUGGCAAUUACGUUACCCAGCAUGUUUUGGAGAGGGGAACGCCUCAAGAAAGAGAGAGCAUGGUCAGAAAACUCUCGGGCCAUAUCGUGCAGCUUAGCCAGCAUAAAUUCGCGUCAAACGUUAUCGAGAAAUGUUUGGAAUAUGGCGGUGAAACUGAGCGUGACAUCAUCAUCAAAGAGAUUGCAGGCGAAGAUGAGGGCUUCACUAAUCUACUGACUAUGAUGAAGGAUCAGUAUGGAAACUAUGUGGUGCAAAAGAUAUUCGAGACUUGUAGCGACGAUCAGAGAGCAAUGCUGCUAAGCCGAGUCCGGAUGCACGCUCCAGCUCUGAAGAAAUACACUUAUGGAAAGCAUAUCGUUACUCGUUUGGAGCAGCUCUUUGGCGAAGAAAACAGGGGGAUGAGCUGACUGGUGUGGGAGGAGCCUCUGUCGCCUGGAGAUUCAUUUGGGGGAAAGUUCUCAGAUUCCGAAUAAUGAAAACUGAAAUUGCUGUUUAUGGUAUAAGUUAUUCGCAUUGACACAGAAACACAAACCCAUUGGAAAGAUGUGAAAUGUACAUUUGGUCUGCUUACGUUAUAACUUCAUGUCUUAAUC